UUUCCUACCCUCUUUCGUGCUCACUGAUUUCUAAGUGGCCGGUUGCCCCCGCUCCUUCCCCUGCCUGCUCACUUCUUUGUAGCCGGUGGGGAUGUCGCGAUUGCCUCCUCCUUCCUCUGUCGUCUUCACACGAUCAGGGAGACCGAAACCGUCCUAGAUCUUCACAGGCACAGGGAAGAUGUUGCAAAGUAUUGGCCUGACUCUCCUCGUCAUCGUGGCUACUUUGUUUUUUGUCUUGCUGUUCAUGCUCUGUGGUUGGUGCGUGGUCUGGCAGCUCUUCUUGUCCAAGUUUAAGUUCCUACGAGAGCUGAUAGGAGACACGGGAUCCCAGCCGGGGGAUAGUGCAAAUGCAGAACCCGAAACUGAACAGGAUGCGCUCCUCACUCCGCAGAGAGGCAGGCAGAAAUCUGCACGUCAGCGAAGGGGACCGGCCGAAGAAGCAAGCUAA
This is a messenger RNA of Protobothrops mucrosquamatus (brown spotted pit viper), 448 nucleotides long. It is a transcript of the gene SMIM13, whose product is annotated as small integral membrane protein 13. The transcript is spliced from 2 exons. The record is from RefSeq and is a predicted model, not a curated record. Bases 179 to 448 code for a protein of 89 amino acids. NCBI's taxonomy places the organism in Eukaryota, Metazoa, Chordata, Lepidosauria, Squamata, Viperidae.